Molecule: messenger RNA, 1416 nt
Organism: Diaporthe batatas
Lineage: Eukaryota; Fungi; Ascomycota; Sordariomycetes; Diaporthales; Diaporthaceae
Exons: 1
Coding region: 1-1416 (471 amino acids)
Source: RefSeq, a predicted model, not a curated record
AUGAAGAGGUUCAAGCAGGCCGUCUCCAAGAUACGGAGCCGUGACUCAGAAGAGUCCACCACAGCAAUUCAGAAGAGCGGUGCCACACCCAGCGAAGACGAUACCUCUCCCGCCCUCUGGACCACAGGACAAGAGUUCCAGUUCUACGUUCCCUGGCUCUGGAAGGACAGCCCAGAGCCACCCCGAGAGAAGCGCGGGCUACACCCAGACCGACAAAUAGUCCGAAUUACCCGACUUACCAAUCUUCCAGGCUUCACAGAUGAGUUUCACGAUGCUUGGAUUCAGCAGUGCGUGGCAAACGCGGUGAAGUACCUGGUCUUUGACAAAGAACACUACCCGACUUGCACCGAAAGCGAGCUCGAUCAGCGACGCAAGGACAAGACAGAGGCAUGGAAGCAGUUCAACAUUGUGCAGAGACAGUGCAACCUUCCUAAGAUUGCACUUCCAGGAUACGAUGGCGUCUUGGCUGUGGAGAUGACCAUUGUCAUCAAAGAGGCGUUUGUCAGCCAGGACCCAGCCUCUGCUUCCACCUUGCUCGCCUGGCGCGCUCUGCCAACCCCCGGAAAAUGCAUCGAGAGAAUCAAGAAUCAAAUCCAGAUCCACCUUACUCCAGAGUGCAGCAUGCAUGUUCACAUCCGGCCGGAGAAGAUGCAGGCUUUUGACCUACUUUCUUUCAAACAGAUGGCUUCAAUCCUGUGGCUAGCUGAGGAGCGGCUUGACAAGCUCUACCAUCCUGCACACAGCGCUUCCAACAGCGCUUUUCAUCAUCGCUCUCUACGAUAUCACUCCAACCUUGCACUGAAUCAUAGCCCUAUCCUAGCAAGCCGUGAUGACGACCAUGCUGCAGUCUUGGAAUUCUUGGAUUCAGAGGCUACAGAGAAGAAGAACCUUGGCACCAUUUGGCAGGCCAUCAACCGCCACCAGCUGAGGGAGCUGCUCCGCGUCCAUCCCAGCAUCGGAAAACAUGACUUUGCUGCCUACAACUUCUUCAACCUCUUCAUGGCCUCCGAGAAGCAAACAAUUGAGUUUCGGAAGACGGAGUCAACCACGGAUGGAGAGGUCAUCGACGCCUGGAUUGAGGCGUUUAUCAUCCUCGCCCACUUCUGCAUGACCUCCCCGAUGGAGAAAUUCCAGACCGUUUUGGAAAGCCUGGCAAAGCCCCAGAUUGCCUACAACACCUGGAACCUGCUGGAGGAUAUCGGAUGCAGGAAGACUAUCGUCGACGUGCUGAAGCAGAAGGCCUGGAGGCAGUGGCUUGCUCAGGGACCAGCUGCUUGCCCCACGCGAACGGGGGUUGACAGCCCUGGUUCGACCAGACAGAACUUCGCGUCUAGGGCUCACUUCCUAGCUGCCAUUCGCAGAGGCACAGAGAAAUUCUGGGGAAUGGUUGCGACCGGCUAUAGCUAUGGCCGCUGA